AGCAUGUCGGCUCCAGUGCCGAGGUCAGCGGACGCGGCUGGCCAGGCAAGGAGGCACGUCUGUUGCGUGUUCGCGAGCGGCCACCGGCGGCCGCGCGGCGCCGACCGCGCGCUCCGGAGGGGGCGCCCAUGGACGCCCAGAGGGAGGCCUUGAAGCAGCAGCUCUUCCGGAAGUGCGACAAGGACGGGGACGGCUUCCUCAACAAGGCCGAGAUGAGAGUGCUGGCCGAGCACGUCGGCUUCGAGGGCUCCGCGGACGAGUGGUCCGAGGACCGUACGAGCUGCUGUGCUCCGAGCACUACCUUGAGCCGAAGACUGGGAUAACCAUGGCGGUCAUCAUGAACGUCUUAGACGACAAGUCCGAGCUAGGGCUGUACUGCUCCGACUCGGAGAUCUGCCAGCUGCUCGGGAUAGAGCACGUGCCGACCAAGACGAAGACCAAUAAUGGCGACGGCGAAGGCAAGGACGAGUUCGUUCGUGUCUUCUUCGCUGGGGCCAACUUUAAUACCGCGGAGGCCGUGUUGAAGUCGACGUUUGAGGAAAUCGGCACGGUCGAGGAGUUCACGCUUUUCCGUCUCCAAGACGGAAGAUCCAUGGGUAUGGGUCGAGUCAAGUAUGCUUCACACGAGACGGCACAGAAGGCUUUGAGUACCCUUCACAAUCGCGAAAUUGAUGGACGAGCGGUGAUGCUGCAGGUGGACCAACGCGGAGAGGACAACGAGGAGGGUUCCGCAAAGCGGAAAGGUAGGGACAGAGAUUCGGGCGGCAAAGACGCAGGAAAGGGGAAAAAUGAUGACAAGGGCCACAGCAAAGGUGGCAAGGGCGGUAAGAAUGACAAAGGUUCCUCAAGCAAGGGAUGGCAAGAGUGGGGAAGCGGAAGAUCUAGAGCGGACGAGAAUUGUGACGAAAGGACUAUAUUCAAAAGCGGGGGUCUGCGGAUUUUUUGCUGGUGCGUCUUUCGAUUCUACCGCCGACGAGCUGCGGAGUAAGUUUCAGGAGCUUGGCCCAGUCGUGCAGUUCUGGCUUUUUUCUGAUUGGAAUGGCAAUUCGCGGGGGAUGGGCGUGGCUCAGUACCGGACGGCGAGGCAAGCUAACAAGGCAGUCGAGCAUUUCUCGGGCAUGGAGGUCGGCGGCAGGAAGCUCUACGUCAAGAUAGACGACCAGGGACACCUGCAGCAGGCCGGCGAGAAGGGCAAGGGCGGGAAGGGCGAGUGGAGCGGCGGAUGGGAGGCCGGCAAGGGCGGUGAUAGCUACAGCGGCUGGAAGGGCGGGAAGAACGGCGGCUGGAAGGGCGGAUGGGAGGGCGAGCAUGGCGGUGGCAAGGGCGCAAAGGGCCCCAUUGGCGGCGCGAAGGGGUUCGAGUAUUCAGCGAAAGGGGGCGAUUGGAACAAUCAGCAGUCUGCCCGCGUCUUCUUCUCCGGCGCGCCCUUCAAGGUGCCACCGGCUGCCGUGCAGGAGCACUUCGCGGUUUUCGGGGAGGUCCGGUCGCUUAGGAUGUUCAAGCGCAGCGAUGGGGCCUCUCGGGGCAUGGGCGUGUGCAUCUACCAGUCGGCCAGCGCCGCCGAGGAGGCCAUCAACUACGGCAUCACCAUCGAGGGCCGGAGCCUCUUCUUGGGGUGGGACACUUCCAGCGGCCCGGAGGGCAAGGGCGAUUGGUCCAGUGGCCCGAUCGGCGGGGGGAAAGGCGGCAAGGGUUGGGAUGAGGACACGGACCAUCCGGACGUGGAUCCCAAUAAGUCGGUCUUGUUCAAGAAUGUUCCUUUCGAGACUGCCGAGAAGUUCCUCCGAGAGAAGUUCGGGAACGUCGGCUCGAUUAAAAGUUUCACGCUCUUUACAACACCUGAUGGGAGGUCUCGAGGGAUGGGCGUCGUCGAGUAUUUCACCGCAACUGCCGCAGAGCGCGCAUACAAUGAGAUCCACGACAUGAACGUGAGCGGGAGGCAAAUGCAUGUGGAUUAUUAUUCUUUUUAGAGAUAGACACAACUUUUCCCCAAUCAUCGCACGUCGCAUUCUUUGCCUAGUUCAAGUUUCUGAGGCCAGGUGAGUUCAUACACAUUAUGCUUGUUAAGCGGUCGCGAUGCCUACAGGACUAUGGGUUCUUCUUGACAUGGCUGGCGCGCAUGACUUCGGGCUCGCAGAAUUGAGAAAGAUUGGCGGGUGGCACAGCUUGGGACGUCAAAGCAGUGGAAAAGACGGGGCCAGCGACGGUUGCAGAGCUAAUGUUGUGUCGUUGGCCGUGUUGG
Messenger RNA from Prorocentrum cordatum, 2242 nucleotides. Lineage: Eukaryota; Dinophyceae; Prorocentrales; Prorocentraceae. The record is from the annotation of a GenBank genome assembly.